Molecule: messenger RNA, 708 nt
Organism: Leptinotarsa decemlineata (Colorado potato beetle)
Lineage: Eukaryota; Metazoa; Arthropoda; Insecta; Coleoptera; Chrysomelidae
Gene: AP-2sigma
Product: Adaptor Protein complex 2, sigma subunit
Biological process (GO): intracellular protein transport; clathrin-dependent endocytosis
Cellular component (GO): AP-2 adaptor complex; membrane coat
Molecular function (GO): clathrin-cargo adaptor activity
Source: RefSeq, a predicted model, not a curated record
UGGCAACACUGCAUCUACAAGAACGUCAAAUCUUUCUAUUUUGAAGAUAUUUAGGGUAUAAGUUUUUGAAAAAUCUUCAUAACAUCAAAGAACAAGUUAUAAAUCAUCUUGGAAAAUGAUUCGCUUCAUACUCAUUCAAAACAGAGCUGGUAAAACAAGAUUAGCCAAAUGGUAUAUGAAUUUCGACGAUGAUGAGAAACAGAAACUCAUUGAAGAAGUUCAUGCUGUAGUAACUGUAAGAGAUGCCAAACAUACGAAUUUUGUUGAGUUUCGUAACUUCAAAAUUGUAUAUCGACGAUAUGCUGGCCUGUACUUCUGCAUAUGCGUAGAUGUGAACGACAAUAAUUUAUGUUAUUUAGAAGCAAUACAUAACUUUGUAGAGGUGCUCAAUGAAUAUUUCCACAAUGUCUGUGAAUUAGAUCUUGUUUUCAACUUUUAUAAAGUUUAUACUGUCGUUGACGAAAUGUUUUUGGCAGGAGAAAUAAGGGAAACAUCACAAACGAAAGUCCUGAAACAGUUGUUAAUGUUGAACUCUUUAGAAUAAUAUUAUAAAUUUAUGAAAAAUUACAUCUGUAACUUUCAUACAGGGUGAGUGAAACGUCAAGAUGAUCUGCGUGAAAGUGGAGGUGAAAUGGAAUCUGCUUUGGUUUUAUUAUUUAUCGCUUUACAUUCCUGAAGGUACUACAUAUUAAUAAAAAGAUAAACUGA